This is a messenger RNA of Anolis sagrei ordinatus, 1533 nucleotides long. Lineage: Eukaryota; Metazoa; Chordata; Lepidosauria; Squamata; Anolidae. The record is from RefSeq and is a predicted model, not a curated record.
GCUCUUGGCCGAGAUAUAUAAGAGCUCGGAAGGAGGAGAUAAGGAAAGCCCCGGAGAGCUAUUUGCAAACAUCAAAGCACCUCAGGAGGCACCAGGAUGCGGAGGAACCGGAUGUGGGCAAAAGCGUGGCACAUGGUCAUCAUCUGGAGCUUGCUGGUUCCUUCACAAGGCCUUCUUGGUGGUGGUCUCCUUGGUCUUGGCAGUGGUGCAGGCCUCCUUGGCACAGGUAUUGGUGGUGAUAAGGGCCUCCUUGGCACAGGUCUUCUUGGUUCAGGUGGUGGAUCCGGUGGUUCAGGUGGUGGAUCUAGUGAUACAGGCCUUCUUGGUACAGGUAUUGGUGGUGAUAAGGGCCUCCUUGGCACAGGUCUUCUUGCUUCAGGUGGUGGGUCUGGUGAGCCAGCUGGAGGAACUGCUGAAUCAAGUGGUGCCUCUGCUGAUAAAAGUGAUGAUUCUGGGAAAGGUGGUCUGCUUACAGGUUUACUUGGAGGUGGUGGAGGUGGUCUCCUUGGUGGUGGUGGAGGAGGAGAUGGUGGCCUGCUUGGAGGUCUUCUUGGCAACGGAAGUCUCCUUGGUGGUGGAGCUGAAUCAGGAGGUGGUGGCCUUCUUGGUGGAGUCCUGGGAGAAAAAGGACUUCUUGGUGAUAAAGGUCUACUUGGCAAAGAUGGGCUCUUGAAUCUCGGUGGUGAAAAGGGCCUCCUUGGUGGUCUCCUCGGUGAUGACAAAGGCCUUCUCGGGGGUCUCCUUGGGGACAAAGGCCUUCUCGGUGGUCUCCUUGGGGAGAAAGGCCUUCUCGGUGGUCUCCUUGGUGGCGACUUAAUUGGAGGUCUUCUCGGAAGCGGUCAAUCAAAGGAGCCAUUCAAAUGGUUCAAUUUAUUGAACCUUGAGAUUGUCCGAGGCUCUUGGAAGAUCUUACGGGGAACGGAGAUGGUUCUCAACUUCCAAACAAAAUGCACUCUAAAUUUACCUGGGUUACUCCGUUUUAUGAGUGGAUCUUCUGCGGAGAUGAACGUCACUGCUCACCUCGCAUUCAUCCAAAACAAGCCUGGAGACCUCAAGCUGGAGCUCAAAAACUGUAAGGAUCUUGUUGGAGGUUUCUCCAUCAACAUGCCCAAGGGCCUCAUAGGCAUACUGAUGAAUGGUUUAAUUAACACCGUACUCCAUACCCUCCUUCCUACCCUGGUGUGCCCUCUGUUUCAAAUCUGGUUCACUAUCAUCAACUUGCUACUCCAUCUCCUCAAUGAUAUCUUCCUUGGUCUCCCGGGCCAAAUUAUCUCAGCUCUUUCCAGUGUGCCACUUUCCACAGGGCAGUUUACAGAGCUUGACUUUAAGGACAAACCUUUUCCUGGAGCUUUCCUCCAAUGGCUUCUUAACCCCGCAGGGCGCCUUUCAUAUGACCCUGCCUUCAUACCCACUCACCAAACAGGGAAGGCGCCCCGCAGCCAUGGCAGAAAGAAGAAGGGCCAGUGCUGGGUGAGCGUGGUUUGCCUCAAAAAGCACCUCCCGCCUUCCCUGUGCCUGGCCCAGCAAGGCUGA